Molecule: messenger RNA, 4060 nt
Organism: Peromyscus californicus insignis
Lineage: Eukaryota; Metazoa; Chordata; Mammalia; Rodentia; Cricetidae
Gene: Tsen2
Product: tRNA splicing endonuclease subunit 2
Exons: 12
Coding region: 487-1884 (465 amino acids)
Biological process (GO): tRNA-type intron splice site recognition and cleavage; tRNA splicing, via endonucleolytic cleavage and ligation
Cellular component (GO): tRNA-intron endonuclease complex
Molecular function (GO): tRNA-intron lyase activity; nucleic acid binding
Source: RefSeq, a predicted model, not a curated record
GCCGGAGGCCUGGCGGUAUGCUGUGUCCCCGUGCCCAGCGUGGUGGCGGCCUCGGGCGCGAGUUGGGCGGGGGCUGGCUGUCACUCAAGCGCCCUUGGGCACACCGUCCUGCGGGCUGCUGAGCACUCUGCUCGGGCUGACAGUUGCCGGCUGCCCCAAAGCCGAGCUGGUCUGCCUUGGCCCUCGGCCCUGCACCUCAGCCCGGGAGCUGUGCAGUGAGGAACAUAGAGGCAAAUGUGUUUUCUAAAGAUGAGCAGCCCACGAGGGUGGGCCGAGGAUGGGGCUCAGUUGGCAGCGUGUUUCUGCGCCCAGCACCGGAUCAGAUCCAGCGUGCUUGGUGCCCGCCUGUAAUCCCAACCUGUGUUUAAGGCCAUCCUCCGCUACGUAUUAAGUUUGAAGCCAGCCUGGGCUACGUGUGGCCCGUCUCAAAAACUAAAUGAAAUAAAUAAGUGAUAAGAGACCAUGGAGGCCUGAUACCCUUGAAGAAUGGCAGAGGCAGUCUUCCGUGCCCCGAAGAGGAAAAGAAGAGUAUAUGAGAGUUAUGAGUCACCACUGCCCAUCCCCUUUGGUCAGGACCAAGGUCCCAGGAAGGAAUUCCGAAUAUUCCGAGCUGAAAUGAUUAGCAACAAUGUGGUAGUCAGGGGCAUGGAGGACAUGGAACAGCUGUAUGGAAAGGGCUACUUUGGAAAAGGCAUUCUUUCAAGAAGCCGUCCGAACUUCACAAUCUCCAGUCCCAAGCUGGCUGCCAGAUGGAAAGGUGUGCAGACAGACAUGCCCAUAAUCACCUCAGAGAAGUUUCAGCAUCGAGUGGAAUGGGCCAUGGACUUCAUGCAUAGACAGGGCCACGAUGAGAGCACUGUGCAGAAGACCCUCACAGACUACAUAGAACCACUUGAACUUCCUUGCAGAAAGGGGGAAGAAGAGGCCCCGCGGCAUGACCCGCUGAGUUCUGAGGCCAGCUCCUCCCUGGAAGGCAGAGUGGGAAAGGAUGAACUCUUCGUGACCACUGGAGGUGCUGGACAGUCAGAUGACCAACAGGGUCUUAACACACACUCAACGGACUGCCUGCAGGAGGGGCCUGGCCAUGCCACACUCACUGUGGCUAGUCCAUCUAGCCUUAAUGGACAUGUGGUAGAGGACACCACAGUUCUGCCCCAGGUCCCCAGCCACAGGCAGGAAGUCCUCAUUCCUCAGGCUGGCCUGUGGCCUGAAGACAGCAGCCAGGCAGCAGGAGAGAGGCGGGCUGCUCAUGAGUAUGUCCUCGUAGAGGAAGAGCUGUGUGCUGUCCAGGAGGCAGAGGCGGCCCCAGAUGAGAAGUUGCUGCAAAGAAAGAGACUAGUGUGCAGAAGAAAUCCAUACAGGAUCUUUGAGUAUCUGCAGCUCAGCCUAGAAGAGGCUUUCUUCCUGGCCUACGCCCUGGGAUGUUUAAGUAUUUACUAUGAGAAGGAGCCUUUAACAAUAGUGAAGCUCUGGCAAGCCUUCACUGCAGUCCAGCCCACCUUCAGGACCACCUACAUGGCCUACCACUACUUCCGAAGCAAAGGCUGGGUACCCAAAGUGGGGCUCAAGUAUGGAACAGAUCUGUUGCUGUAUCGGAAAGGCCCCCCAUUUUACCACGCAAGCUAUUCUGUCAUCGUUGAGCUCGUGGACGACAACUUUGAGGGCUCCCUCCGCAGACCUUUCAGCUGGAAGUCAUUGGCCGCCUUGAGCAGAGUCUCAGGGAACGUCUCUAAGGAGCUGAUGCUGUGCUACCUGAUUAAACCCUCUACCAUGACUAGCGAAGACAUGGAGACCCCAGAAUGCAUGAAGAGGAUUCAAGUUCAGGAGGUGAUUCUCAGCCGAUGGGUUUCUUCACGUGAGAGAAGUGACCAAGAUGAGCUUUGACCUUUCAACCUCAGAGUCUGCCAUUCACCAUAAACUCUGACUGUGUGGUAUCCGUCUUCUCUGAAGGAGCAUCAGCACAUUUGGGGGUCAUAGUCCCAUGUUCUGUUGCUUUGAAUGGAAAAUCUUCUGCUUGGCUCAGCUCACCCAAGGACUUGAACCAGUAACCCAAAUAAUUGAAAAUCAAUGAUGGUCUGGAAGCCUUGAAAUACUGAGUGACUGAUGCAUUCUCAGUGAACUCAUUAUUUGACAUGUUUGCAUGUUGAACACAAUAUUAUACAGUAUUAGCUAUUUAAAAUGCAGCUUGCACCAGGUAGAGGUGUCGCACACCUUUAAUCCCAGCACUUGGGAGGCAGAAGCAGGCGGAUCUCUGAGUUCAAGUCCAGCCUGGUCUACAAAAUAAGUCCAGAAAAAAUUUGUCUUCUUUGGGGAACUUUUUAUAAAAUAAAAAUAAGCAGUGAAGCUUUUGGAAAGGUAACAAAUGCAGUUUACAUCUAGCAGAACAAGACAUCAUUCCCCUCUUCCCAUGGGUUAGAAAGCAGAGAAACUGUUGCCUGAGGGGAAUGAGGGCAUCUUAGUCAGUUUUUAUGUUUCCAUAGCAGAAUGCUUAAUACUAGAUAGGACGUAAAGAAAAGGGCUUAUUUGGUUCAUGACUUUCGUGGCUGGAAAGUCAUGGCACAGGUCUGCCACUUGAUGGCAUCAUAGUAUUCUGGAGAAGUGGAAAGGGGCAUGACCAGUGGGGAUGGGGAUACAGCUCUCUAACCAGUCUGGGGAACCAACCCAUCCUUAAGAACUGCAUUAACCCUGCAGGCCUCGCUCCUGCCCUCACACACGUUAGGCCUCAUGAUCUGAAGAUGAGGUUCAGUAAUGCAGCUCCUCCCUGCCCCAGGCUCCCAGCGAGCAUCAGUGGGCUAUACGGAUGUGCUUGCUCCCAGUUCAGUUUUGCUGACUUUUUUUUUUUUUUUUUUUUAGCAUUUUUACCAUCGUGUGCUUCCCCCAGGCUCCUGAGCAGAGAUUUCUUGUGGUUUCUUGUUGUUUUGAGUCAUCAGUUUUCAGAACUUUUAAAGUCAACUGAAAGUUUGAGGAGCCGCUUCACAUAUUUCAUUUAGUCCUGCACAGGGCUUGGAUGUACUGCAGUCUGAACUCUUCCAAGAAUACUUCACCCAGUGCUGUUGCCUGUCUCAUGCCAUCUCAGGUGCCUCCAAGGGUGAGUGUGCCCCCAAGUAUACAGACUUCAGUAACUGUGUGGUAUGGAAAGCCCAGGAGACCACAGGUACCACUUGUCACUGAAAGCCGUGGAAGAGCAUCUUGAGCUGGGACAGAGUGGGGAGCAAAAUGAGGCCUUGGGUUUGGUGCCACCACUGGGGAAGGGGAGGGGAGAGCAGCGUUGCAGAGACGCUGUCCUCUUGCGUGGUUUGGCUGGGGCUGCUGGGGACUCAGGCCUUGCCCGUGCUAGGUCAGAGUUUACGGCUGAUAGGUCCCCAACCCCAGAAGCAGUGUCUCUAAUCAAGCCUGUGUAGAGAUGGUUCUUCUUUGCAUGGUUGACUUGGACAUGUAUAGCAAACCUCGUGCUCUUCUGCAUUACCAUAGAGCCCUUGGGGUACAGGACUGAAAUACCGGCAGAGGUGUUGAUUCAGUACCACCUGUGGCCUCCAGCCAAUACCAGUGUUAGCUUACCCUUGGAGGGCUUGUGCCCUUCUGAAACGUAUGUGCAAGACAAGACAUUUGUUUUAAAAGCCCAAGUUCAUCAAGAUUAGAAAUUUGCCCUGUGACAAAGCCGCUUCGGGACUUUGACAAGUGCGAUGCCAUAGCCUAACUCAGCAGAGUUGUCUUCCCAUACCUUCCGAGCCUCAGGCUCACAGGAGUCUCUUGUAGAUGAACUUUUACACAGAAAUAAAUGCCUCAGGGUUGAAGCUCAGAGGAUGUGAAGGAGUCAGUUCUCUCCUUCCAUCAUGUGGGUCACAGGGAUUAAUCUCUGGUCAUUAAGAUUAGCCACAAGUGGCCUCACCUACUAAACUCCACCAGCCCAGAUGUUUAACCCACCAAUUUCUCUUGAAUAAUUGUUGUUUUGUAAAGUACUAGAAGGUUUAAAGCAGGUUGACCACUGUGCAAAAUAUAGGGAUCUCCCACCUAAAAAUACAUAAUGGGGAAAAAAGCAUUUAUAAACCUGUUAAAGUAA